Messenger RNA from Astyanax mexicanus (Mexican tetra), 3856 nucleotides. RefSeq names its product 1-acylglycerol-3-phosphate O-acyltransferase 4 (lysophosphatidic acid acyltransferase, delta) (gene agpat4). The transcript is spliced from 9 exons. Gene Ontology annotation, molecular function: 1-acylglycerol-3-phosphate O-acyltransferase activity. Bases 272 to 1417 code for a protein of 381 amino acids. NCBI's taxonomy places the organism in Eukaryota, Metazoa, Chordata, Actinopteri, Characiformes, Acestrorhamphidae. Gene Ontology annotation, cellular component: endomembrane system; mitochondrial outer membrane. The record is from RefSeq and is a predicted model, not a curated record.
GGCGUGGCCCCGCCUCCCCUCACUGUGCCAUGCCUGAGUGUGAAACGCUGCUGUAGCGCCGGGAACAGUCCGAUUACACCUUCCGAUUAUACCGAUUAUAUCGGUUACAGAGUCCGAUUAUACCGAUUACAGCGCGGGGCUGGAGGAGAGCGGUAUCGGACUGCGGUUCUGAAUCCGGAUUCAGGAGAUCAGCAGCUCCUCAGCACUGCUGUGUUUAAACCAGGGACUGUAGAGGCUAAAGAGGACAGUAAAGACUUUGUGGUGUUUGAAGAUGGGUCUCCUCAGGCUGCUGAAGACUCAAUUCCUGUGUCAUCUUAUUAUCUGUUAUGUGUUCUUGGUCAGCGGCAUCAUAAUCAACUUCCUGCAGCUCUGCACGCUGCCACUGUGGGGCAUCAACAAGCAGCUGGCACGCCGGGUCAACUGCAGACUGGCAUACUGCAUCUCCAGCCAGAUGGUGGCAAUGUUGGAAUGGUGGUCCGGUACGGAGUGCAGUCUCUACACGGAUCCAGAGUCCUACAAGCUGUACGGUAAAGAGAACGCCAUCGUUAUCCUCAACCACAACUUCGAGGUGGACUUCCUGUGCGGCUGGACCUUCUGCGAGAGGUUCGGAGUCCUGGGGAGCUCGAAGGUGCUGGCUAAGCAGGAGCUGGCCUACAUGCCUGUGAUUGGCUGGAUGUGGUACUUCCUGGAGAUUGUGUUCUGUAAGAGGAAGUGGGAGGAGGACCGCAGGACGGUGGCGCAGAGCCUUCAGCGCCUUCAGGACUAUCCUGAGAACUUCUGGUUUCUCCUGUACUGCGAGGGAACGCGCUUCACUGAGAAGAAGCACAAGAUCAGUAUGGAGGUGGCUGAGAAGAAAGGACUGCCCAAACUCAAAUACCAUCUCCUACCUCGCACCAAGGGCUUCUGCGUCACCGCCCAGAACCUCCGGGGAAAGGUUACUGCUGUGUACGAUUCUACGCUUAAUUUCAGAAACAACCAAACGCCAACCUUACUCGGGAUGCUUAAUGGGAAAAAGUACCAUGCUGACUUAUAUGUGAGGCGGAUUCCUCUGGACUCGGUUCCAGAGGACGAGUCUGAAUGUGCUGCCUGGCUCCACAAACUCUACCAGGAGAAGGAUGAGUUCCAGGAGCAGUACAGUCAGACCGGACGCUUCCCCGGACCCAUAGUGACCCCCCCGCGGCGGCCCUGGGCCCUGAUCAACUGGUUGUUCUGGGUAGGCCUGCUGGUCUGCCCUCUGUGCAUGCUGGUGCUGCAGCUGAUCUACUCGGGCUCGGCUUUUACUGUCGUCAGCACCGUCGUCCUCUGCCUCACAGCCUCGGCUGGAGUGCGCUGGAUGAUCGGACAGACUGAGAUAAAAAAGGGUUCCAGCUAUGGAAACAAAGAGGUUAAAGGGGUUCAGCUUAACAACAACGACUAAGAAGAGCACGCCACGACCACAGCCACCAACCAUCUUGGCGAAUGGUGUCAUCGUUCGCUCACGGGGGAGCACAGCGCCCGCCAAGAGAGCAGCUUUCCCAAGUGGACCAGGAUACAUGCAGCUAUUCACGUUACAUCAGUUUGUGGUGAUGGAAAAAAGGACAAAUAACAAAUAAAUGAACUGUGUGGAUCAAUUUGGAGGUGUAACUAAUCUGACGUACAUAUGAACAGAUGCAUUUGGGUGGAAAUGAUGAUUGUGUGAAGUGCCAUAUUUUAAAAAUGAGACUCUGUGUACCACGGUUUAAAAACCAAUCUGUUUAUUAAUCAUCUCUUUACAUUGCAAACACUAAAGGAACAACAGAGGACCAGAAAGGUUGGUGCCUGGAUUUGCGCAGCUCUCUUCAAUUAUGGUCGAAACACACUAUCAGCAUUAUUAUUAUUUAAUGAUGAUGGUGAAAUUCAUUUGGAGAAAUGAUUGAGUUGGUAUAACGUGGUCCAGAAUUGAAGAGAGAUUUGAAUAGAUUGUGAAUAGAUACUAGAUACUGUCGGUUCAGGCGUAACGGUGUGGUUGGGUUGAGCUGAGUUGGGUUUAAAGAAAGAAAAAGAAAAAAUAAUCGAUCUCAUCUACGUGGAAAUGGGAACCGGAUGGAGAAAAGGAAGGAAAAAAAAGGUUGGUUGGUUGGUUGGUUGGUUGGUUGAACUGUGUCCAAGUUCAGCAGCAGAGAGUCAAGUCAGUCCAACUCUCUCGUCUCUCAUUGGCUGGGUACACGCCUGCACCCAGAUCAUAAAGGCACACCAUUGGCCAAUACGUCACAACUCAUAACAGGCUUAAAUACAACUUAAUAACAGGCUGUGUGCGCAGAAAGGCCAAAUAAACACUAAAUACAAUAUUUAAAAUCAAAGAAAAAAAAAGAAAUAAAAAGAAAAAAAAAUAACCUUUUUCCCUUCAUUGACCUUCAGGCUGUGUUCAGACUGUCAGCUCAAAUCUGAUUUUUGUUGUACUUGGAUGGUAUCCAGAUUGAAAUCUGAUUUUGUGGUCUGAAAUUUGAUUACAAAUCAGAUUUGUAGAGAUGGAGCGACACUUUGCAAGCGACCUCUUCAUAUACAGAGUGAGGAAAGUGUGAGGGAGGUACAAGAAGAGCACCAAAGAUUAGUUACUGAAGCCGAACUGCAUACCAGAGCAACCCACGCAAAUACGAUUGUGAUGUCAAGACAGGCAAAUCCAAUCUGAACACAUACAGAUACAGGCAAAUAACAAAUCUGAUUGGCCUGCAGUCUGAACACAGCCUCACACCUUUCUCUGCCCUGUGUGGUGGUUGAAGCUCCUCCUCUUCUUCUUGUCUAUCAUCAACAACAUCGUAAGUUCAUGGCAUAGAAAUAAUUUAAACUUCUAAGCAGUGAUUUGCUCAAACUCCAAGCUCCAUUCCUCAAACUCCUCCUCCUUCUCCUCCUUUGUGCUUUGAGAGGCAACAGCUUUCCAGAAAAGUGCCAUUUGUUCUGUUUUCCGUUUCCUUUUUGUGUAGAACAUUCCUCGUUGCUUAUGGAACAAAAUUUGUCGUCUUCGCUGAGACAGAAGUGGCUUUACAAUAAGCUUUAUACAAAAGAUAAACCCUAGAUGUAUAUUCUUACAGUAUGUACAACGCGCCUCCACCUUCAUCUCCUGCGUCUCCUGCCUGCCACCGUUCAUUCCUCCACCAUUUAUCUCCAACCACACUUCCCCUUUUAGUCUAAUUUAUCUGUACAAGUAAGACUUGCUCUCUCACAUUUUCCAAAAGGGUACCGUGAUUGGAUUCGGAGCUAGCCAGAGAUUUCCCACAGUCUACUUUUUCCUCAGUCAUCACUGGUUAAUGAGACCACAGUUCCAUGAGAAUACCGUAUGCAGUAGUGCUAGCAUUUUUGUAAACGUAAAGGGAACGCAGGGCCACCACCGCCAACGCUGCUGCUACCAUCACCACCAUCUCCUCUCCUUAUCUCUGGUCAUUCUUCGUCUGUGCAGACCUGUAAUUAAAAAAACGAACACACACACAGUCAUUCAGGCUUUCAGUUAACAGCUGUGCUGAACUCGUCAAGAGUUUAUUACUUGAAUUUCUUGCCUCCUAAUGUGUUUGAGAGCAUCAGUUGUAAAGUUGUGAAGAGGUAGUUUCAAGAACUUUGAAAGUAUCCUCAAAUGCAGUUGCUGAAAAGACCAUCAAAAACUUUAUAAUGAUGGAACUGGCACUCAUCAGGACCAGCCCAGGAAAGGAAGAGCGAAACCAUAAGUUAACCAUAAGUUAACAGCUCCCCAUAUAAGAGCACCUAAAUGCUUCUUCACAGAGUACUUUGGUUUGUUUAACAGUAAUUUUAAGUUACUGCAUGAUUCCUUAUGUGUUUCUUCAUAGUCUGGAUCACUUCACUAUUCAUUUAGAAUGUAAGAAAAAUAAAGUAAAAAUACUAAAUGAGA